AUGCCGCUCGACUACGUCAAAUUCCCCUACGAGGCCGUGUAUCCCGGCGACAAUGAAGUGACCGCUGAUUCUAUCUUUUCUGGGAUCGCUACGUUUGCCAAGCUGCCGUGGGUUCAGUGUCUCGGCAAGGACAAAACGGUCCCAUUCGAUGUCGCCUUCAUCGGAGCGCCGUUCGAUACGGGUACUUCCUAUCGCCCGGGUGCUCGGUUCGGUCCUGCGGGCAUUCGCGCCGGAUCUCGUCGUCUUACGCUCUAUGGAGGUUACAACGUGCCGCUCGAAGUUAAUCCCUUCCUAUCGGGCCUCAAGAUCGUCGACUGCGGUGACAUUCCAGUCACGCCUUACGACAACAAGUACGCCAUCAAGCAGAUUGAAGUCGGACACAAGGAACUACUUCAUCGCCCAACCUUCUCUCCACUUGGCAACGACUCUGCGACGGGGCUUCCCCUGCAGCCGCUUUCGAUCGAUGGCAAGAACCAUCCUCGCAUUAUUACGCUCGGGGGUGACCACACCAUCGUUCUCCCGCUGCUUCGCUCUAUCUACAGUGCUUACGGCGCAAUCUCGGUGAUUCACUUUGACAGCCACCUCGAUACCUGGAAGCCACAGGUGUUCGGCGGCGCUCCCUCAGACCAAGCAGCGAUCAAUCACGGGACCUACUUCUAUUGGGCCAGCCAGGAAGGCCUUAUCAGGAACGGCUCAUCCAUUCAUGGUGCCAUCCGCACCACGUUAUCUGGACCGGCAGACUACGCCAACGACGAUGCAUCUGGCUUUCAGCGAAUCGAAGCCCGCGAAAUUGACACAAUAGGAACCGUAGGCAUUAUAAAGAAGAUCCGCGACACCGUGGGCGACAAGCCCGUCUACCUGUCCAUCGAUAUUGACUCCAUCGAUCCCGCGUUUGCCCCUGCGACGGGCACGCCCGAAACCGGCGGAUGGUCGACCCGCGAGUUGCGAACGAUUCUGCGCGGUCUGGACGGUUUGCACAUCGUCUCCGCCGAUAUUGUCGAGGUGGCCCCUGCUUACGACACGAACGCCGAGCUGACCACCAUGGCUGCCGCCGAUGUGUUGUAUGAAGUUCUGAGCGUCAUGGCGAAGACGCCGUUAGGUAAGGCCUCGGCCUAG
This is a messenger RNA of Postia placenta MAD-698-R-SB12, 1116 nucleotides long. RefSeq lists its product as hypothetical. NCBI's taxonomy places the organism in Eukaryota, Fungi, Basidiomycota, Agaricomycetes, Polyporales, Adustoporiaceae. The record is from RefSeq and is a predicted model, not a curated record. The transcript has 7 exons. The coding region runs from base 1 to 1116 and encodes 371 amino acids. Gene Ontology annotation, molecular function: agmatinase activity; metal ion binding.